GGGCGCUGACCGGAAGCGCGGCGGCUUCGCCCGCCCCUUCCGGCAGCGGCGAGGCCAUGGGGAAGAAGCGCAGCGUGGGGCUCGGGCGUUCUCUGCAGCGGCAGCGCGGCCCGGGGCGGCGCGGCCCCUCCUCAUGGCUCCAUGCCAGCGAGGUCCUGGGCGACGAGCGCGGCCCGGAGCUGCGGUCGACGGCGGAGCAGAGCUCGCUGGAGGAGUUCCUGGCCACGGCCGAGCUAGCCGGCACCCGCUUCAUGGCCGAGCGUCUGAACAUCCAGAUCGUGUCUGCCCAGAGCCGCACCGGCCUGCUCACGGCCCAGGAGGCCCAGCGUGUGCAGCAGCUGCAUGAAGAGAACCGACAGUUCCUGCGCAUCCCACGGAGGCCACAGUGGGAUAGGACAACCAGUGCAGAGGACUUAAAGCAAGCAGAGAACGAGAGCUUUCUUGAUUGGAGGCGACAACUUGCCCAUCUUGAGGAAGAAAAAAAGUUAAUUCUGACCCCAUUUGAACGAAACUUGGAAUUUUGGCGUCAGCUUUGGAGAGUCAUUGAAAGAAGUGAUAUCGUAGUCCAGAUAGUAGAUGCUAGAAACCCGCUUCUGUUUAGAUGCCAAGAUCUGGAAAGUUACGUUAAGGAAAUCAGCAAUGACAAGGAGAACAUGAUCCUGAUAAACAAAGCAGACUUUCUGAGUGAGGAGCAGCGGGCUGCUUGGGCACAGUUCUUUGAGAAAGAGGGCGUUAAGGUGGUGUUCUGGUCAGCUUUGGCAGAGUGCAAACGGUUGUCCGGAGAAAUAAAGGAACUGGAUACUGAAGAUGUAGCAGAGGACUCAAAUGAUUCUGAGGAUGAAAGCUCCAGUCAAGAAGACAGCACAGCACAAGAUAGUGCGGAAAGAACAUCCACAAGCAAUGCUUUGCAGGCUGUAAAUCAGGUUCUGGUUAGUGAUGAUGAGAGUAGUGAUGAAUAUGAAGACUGUGAAGACGAUGAAGAGGAGGCCUGGCAAACCUGUUCUGAAGAUGAAGACUGGGACAAAAUAAAUGCUAUUGCCCCAGAAAAGAUGGAGAGCAGGACUUGUGGUGCUGCGGUGCAGCAUGUAGUGCCAGAGCAGAACAGGAACAUCAGAAACUUCAGCCAUCUGGUAACGAGAGAUGAGCUGCUGGAAAUAUUCAAAACCAUGCAUGAUGGACCAAGGGUGAAGGAUGGGGAAGUAAACGUUGGACUGGUGGGUUACCCUAAUGUUGGCAAAAGUUCAACCAUCAACACAAUACUUGGAAAUAAGAAGGUAUCAGUGUCUGCAACACCAGGCCGUACGAAACACUUUCAGACCCUGUAUGUGGAGCCUGGCCUGUGCCUAUGUGAUUGCCCUGGUCUGGUGAUGCCAUCUUUCGUCUCUACCAAGGCAGAAAUGAUUUGUUCUGGAAUUCUGCCUAUAGACCAGAUGAGGGACCAUGUCCCACCCAUUUCUCUAGUUUGCCAGCAUAUCCCACGAAACAUUUUGGAAGCAACCUAUGGAAUAAAUAUCAUAAGGCCAAGGGAAGAUGAGGAUCCAGAUCGAAAGCCAACAGCUGAAGAGUUGCUAACAGCAUAUGGAUAUAUGAGAGGCUUUAUGACAGCUCAUGGACAGCCAGACCAGCCGAGAUCAGCUCGAUACGUGUUAAAAGACUAUGUCAAUGGGAAGCUGUUGUAUUGCCAUCCACCACCUGGCAUUGACCCAGAUGAUUUUCAGCACCAGCAUCGAAGGUGCCCAGAGAACAGAACUGUGCAGAGCAGUGGACAGGUGAAGCCUGAGAAGAAUACCAAAGCAAAACAGAUUGAAAAUGUGGUGGACAAAACAUUUUUCCAUCAGGAGAAUGUCCGUGCCCUGAUGAAAGGAGUCCGGGCUGCAAUGGGAUACCGGCCUGGCAGUGGCCUUGUGACUGCACCAAAUCAUGAGAAUAUGGUAGGAAAACCCUGGAAAAAGCAUGGAAACAGAAAUAAGAAGGAGAAAAUUCGCAGAAUCACUAAGCACCUGGAGGCUUAGCUGUGGCACCGAUAUCUGACCUUUCCACGGUAAAGGCUAUACUGUCCUGCAGGCCUGAACUGUGAAGGAAAGAAUGGAAAAGUGGGCAUUGCUAGCUCACCCAGGAGCUCCAUGCUAUGGAUUGGCCUGGGCAGGGAACAAGAGUGGUCUCUGAUAGUUGGAGCUCAUCUCUUCUCAGAACAAAAGAAACCUGCCUAGUUGUGUUAUCUGGAAGCUGGCCCAGAUGUUUGACUGCUGCUGAAACAUCCUUUCAAUGGGAGCAGAUGGAACUGUACGGGAAUGUUUUUUUCCUUCCAUUAAGGAUGUAUUUUAUAGCUGUUGGGAUCAAAGCAAGCCCUGUAAAACUGACUAAAAUCUUUAAACAGUUGAAUUUCAGUGAGUGAUUUUUGGCUUUUGAGAUGCUAUUGCUCAUCUUUUGGUUUUUCAAAGCUUAUUUGUUGAUUUGACAGAACACUUUAGUGUGUUGAAAAAUGAGAUAAGAGGAUCUUUAUCACCCUCUUCCUUCUCUGCUAUACCAGCCCUAUUCUGUAGAAUCUGGCAUUGAAACCACUUCCUAUUUCCCAGCUUAAGGCAGAGCACAGCACACCAUGCAAGGAAAAUGCUGCUUUUACAUGCUUCACACUGUGCUGGUACCAGUUGUUUUUCUGUGUGACCUCCUAUUGGUAUAUUAAAACACUAGCUCCUUGUGACUGGCCAAAAAUCUGGUACUAAUUUGUCCUAAAAUAUAUUUGAGAUUUUACUUCCUGUACGGCAUCAAGUUCUGUCUCACUGACCUGUUGGGCACUGACCUCAUCACAGAAGUGUCACAAUGAGAGAUUGUAAUGAGUACAUUUGUAUUUGAUGUUUAAAAGACUGUACUUGAGGUCAUAUUUAGGUGAGAUUUACUCCUUGGCUGCCCUGCUGAGAAAAUAUUUGUGCACUUGGUCAGUGCUCUUCAUUCCUAGUCCAGCACAGGGACUAAUGAUAGCACUGGAAAGGCUUGCAAGCAUAAGUUGUGCUUUGUUUUUAGGUGGUGAAACAGAUGACACGGGUCUCUGAUACUAAAAAAGGGAUUGCUGUCUUGUAAUUUUGUACUUUCUAGGCCUUAAUUGUAGAUGGAGAUAAAAAAACAGGUGCUGAGCAAAGCCGCAGCAGAUGUUGGGUGUGCAACCAAGAUGGUUUUGUGACCCAUUAUGUGCUUGUCCUGUGCAGCCAGUUCGCACUGUGUAUGCCAAGAGUCCCCUGACAGCAGAGCUGUCGCCUCAGCUUCUGUUUCCCCCAGAGUCCUUGCUCUCAAGUCCUUACUUACAUCACUGCAGAGAAGAGAUUCCCCUGCCACUUGUACAACUAAAGCGUAAUUAUACUGAAUGAAUAUGGUAAAUGCUAUUUUAAGUCAGUGCUUUCCAACAUAGUGCAAAGUAGACCAGAAGAGUAUAUAAUCUGCUUCUCUUGGAGAAGCUGAUAUUUGCCUUUGUUUCCUGAAGGUGUUGUGCUGUAACCAAAUCUGUCUCCGAUCAGACUUUCCCACCUUCCUUGGAGGGAUGGUUUCUGCUUUUGUCCCUUUUCAUACUUAUGGGACCUGAUUGCUCAGUAACGCCCAUUUAUUUUUGUCCUCCCUUGUGUGAAGCUAUUAUUUGUUAAAUCACUUGUUCAGUUGAAGUUGGGGUAUCCUUUAUUGAAGCUUA
This is a messenger RNA of Cuculus canorus (common cuckoo), 3676 nucleotides long. RefSeq names its product large 60S subunit nuclear export GTPase 1 (gene LSG1). The coding region runs from base 57 to 2012 and encodes 651 amino acids. Gene Ontology annotation, molecular function: GTP binding; GTPase activity. The transcript is spliced from 14 exons. The record is from RefSeq and is a predicted model, not a curated record. Gene Ontology annotation, biological process: ribosomal subunit export from nucleus. Gene Ontology annotation, cellular component: cytosol. NCBI's taxonomy places the organism in Eukaryota, Metazoa, Chordata, Aves, Cuculiformes, Cuculidae.